CGAAUGACGCAGCACGAAGCGGACGGGAGUUUGCCUGUGCUUGGCUAAUAAGCCCCUAGCCCCCAAGGCCCCAAGCUCGGGGCAGGCACGCUCCAUGGGGCGUAGGUGCCCUAGGACGCUGGAGUGGGUUCCGCUGGCCCCAGCAGCUGCAAGGUUCUUUUCGGCUGCAAUGCUGUGCCGCGAGGGUUAGAGACAGAUUGCGCCACGCGAAAGGAGCCUGUGGAGGGUCUCUCGACCACCGUUUCUGAGCGAAUUUCUUAUAAGGGCAGUUGGACUGGGCCCUGGCGCGCCGCUGCGCGAUUCAGGCCAAGCUCGGCGGUUAGUCAGGUUUUGUCCCAACCUGCAGCAGGCGAGCCGCCGCACUCUCACUUUCCCCCCACUUCAGUCCCUUCAUUGCAUCCAUUUUGUCAAGAUGAGGGCUAAGUGCCUGCCCAUGAUUUUAAACCAUCAAACAACCAUGUAUGCCCCGGAGAACCGUGCAGCAGUGCCAAACCCAAAUGCACCAUCAAGACUGCCGCCAACAAUAGUGCUGCCGGCAACGGCCACGGGCCCAGAGCGGAAAUCCGGCACCCUGCAGGGACCGUCGGCCAAGCAGUGGGCCCAGCACCGCGACAAGAUCAUCAGCCUGUAUCGAAAGCAUCCGCUAAAGCGAGUAAGCGAGAUCAUGAGAAGGGAAUAUGGCUUCUCCGCAAGCAAGCGCAUGUACGACAAGCGGUUCCGCGAGUGGAACGUCUUCAAGAACGUCAACAGCGACGAGAAGGACCGGCUCGUCCGGAUUGCCAACUUCUCUGACAAGGACAGCCGUAUGGGCCAGGCCGAGCUUCGCAAGACGGUCCAAGUCACCAGGAAAAUCACUCAGGGGUUGAGGAGAUCCCCGGUGGUUGACACUCUUCUUGGGCCAUCUUCUGCCCAAGCAGUCACAUCUUAUCGCCACCCCGCCCAGCAAAGCCAAGGUGCUCUCACCACUCUCAACCAACUGAAAGAACAAGACAGCACUUUGCUAGGGCUUGGCAUUCUCAAAACAGAAGCCUCCUCACCUCACUCCCAAUUUUCGUCACCCGAGCUGGUCUGCACGACUCCAGUAUCAGACAUGAGUUCCUCCGACGAUCACCUCUCCAUCCCGUCGGCUGCUCGUUCGGCAUCCAACUCGCCGGCGCCCAGCCUUGGUGCAUAUCAACUCCAGAUUCAGACUCUGGCAGGGUCCCCUCCGCCGCCCAUGACACCUGACUCAAAAACCCGCAUCCUCGACAUCAUCACAUUGAGCAUUCGAGACUAUUACGACUGGCAGCUUCAAAACAUUCCAGAGGGUGUGCUCCCUGACGACUAUCUCGGCCUCAGGGUUUCGGAAGAGUCGACGCAGUACUGGGGCGACAUCAAGAAUGCCAUCUACAUGAUCAAGAUCUCAGUCGGGUCCACCGAAGAGCUGGAACACCGGCCUGACCGCCGAGCAUGGCCCGUAUUCGCACGAGCUGGUACCCUUGCCGCCUCGGCAAUGAUCAAUCAGCCGUUUGACUUUCUGCGAAAUGUCCUCGCUACCCUGUCGCCGGCGAAUACCAGCGCUCGGCCAGAGUUGCGAUCCAUUCUCCUCAAGUUCCUAGCCACCGAGGCGCGGAACAACCUCUCGCCCAACCAUCCCAUCACCCUGAUUUGCCAAGAGCUACAGAAAGAUGAGGGGUGCCAGGAGAUCUCGCGGCGCGCUCUGCAAUGCAUGCUUGACGUCUUCAACAGCCGGCUGGGCCGGUCUCGUGCCGUCACCUUCAAGCUGCUCGACUCGCUUGCCACACUCCUAAGGCGCAACGGCGAGUUUGAGGCCGCCAUGGAAAUUAUCACUGAGCUCCUCAACUCAUGCCGCCAAGUAUUCGGACAUGAUUCGGACCAGGCGCGGGCCGUCGAGAACGAGCUUGCCCAUUUCUACAUGAUGACAGAUGAGUGCGACCGAGCACUCGAUCACUGCAUGGCUGUGGUCAAGCGCCCCCAAGCACCAGGAAUUCCUGUUGAGGCGGAACCCGUCUUUUACCAGGAUAGUAUUGCCGCACACACCAUGGAGGACAUCGCCGAGAUACACCAGCGGCAAGGGGAUGUAGAACGGUGCAUAACAUGGCUUGAGCGUGCCGCUGCUAUUGCCCUGAACAUUUGGGGGCCAAAGGCCAUUGCCACAGGUCACAUUGUCGACAAGGUCACGAGCCUGCAGCGCCAGUUCGGCAAAGACUUGUUGAGGAGUGCGAUGCGCUGGGAGGCGGCGCUUGUCUAAUUAGCGGUGUGCUAAGCACGCUCUGCCCUUUGAGGCCUUUUGGAUGCUCAUCGGCUGUCUCGGCUCUUCAGCCACACAUUUCUUGUACUUAGAACCUGUUACUUCCUCGUUGGUUGCAGUUUUGGAAACUUUGCUCGAAGUCCCGGGUUAACAGGAACGGCCUUCAAAGGGGGCCCUCUACGAGACCAUCUCCUUGUAACAUUUAACAUCUACAUGAUUCAUGCCAUCAACGAUUCAAUGCAUUAUC
Molecule: messenger RNA, 2498 nt
Organism: Lasiosphaeria miniovina
Lineage: Eukaryota; Fungi; Ascomycota; Sordariomycetes; Sordariales; Lasiosphaeriaceae
Exons: 2
Coding region: 413-2251 (612 amino acids)
Molecular function (GO): protein binding
Source: RefSeq, a predicted model, not a curated record